Messenger RNA from Arabidopsis arenosa, 1301 nucleotides. Lineage: Eukaryota; Viridiplantae; Streptophyta; Magnoliopsida; Brassicales; Brassicaceae. The record is from the annotation of a GenBank genome assembly.
GAUUUUCGAGAUUCGUUGACUCACAGACCAGAGAACACAGGCUAUGUCAGAGACCGCCGUGUCAAUUGAUUCGGACCGAUCUAAGUCGGAGGAUGAAGACGAAGAAGAGUAUUCGUCGCCGGUGCAAUCAUUUCCGGGGCCACCACCGUCGGCGAAUUUCGAAAAAGAUCGACACUUGAUGUAUUUGGAGAUGAUGUACGAGUUGCUUCCGUACCAUUACCAAUCUCAGGAGAUCAAUCGUCUCACUCUUGCUCACUUCAUAAUCUCGGGUCUUCACUUUCUCGGCGCAAUAGAUCGUGUUGACAAAGAUGUUGUUGCGAAGUGGGUUUUGUCCUUCCAGGCCCUUCCUAGUAACAGAGUUUCACUGAAAGAUGGAGAAUUCUAUGGUUUCUUUGGUUCAAGGAGUUCUCAGUUCCCCAUUGAUGAGAAUGGGGAUUUAAUUCACAACGGUAGUCAUUUGGCAAGCACUUACUGUGCCUUGGCCAUUCUGAAGGUUAUUGGACAUGAUCUCUCGAUCAUUGACUCGGAAUCGUUACUGUUGUCCAUGAAAAACCUCCAACAGGUUGAUGGAAGCUUCAUGCCUAUCCAUAUUGGAGGUGAAACGGAUCUUCGAUUUGUAUAUUGUGCAGCUGCAAUCUGUUACAUGCUGGAUAAUUGGAGUGGAAUGGACAAGGAGAGCGCUAAGAACUACAUAUUAAACUGUCAGUCAUAUGAUGGUGGCUUUGGGUUGAUCCCUGGUUCUGAGUCUCAUGGUGGUGCCACUUACUGUGCUAUUGCAUCCCUUCGGUUGAUGGGAUACAUUGGAGUUGAUCUGCUGUCAAAUGAUUCAUCCAGAUCAAUAAUAGACCCUUCAUUACUUCUCAACUGGUGCCUACAGAGACAAGCCAAUGAUGGUGGGUUUCAAGGUAGGACUAACAAGCCAAGUGACACAUGCUAUGCAUUUUGGAUUGGAGCUGUCCUUAAACUCAUAGGAGGCGAUGCAUUGAUUGACAAAAUUGCUCUGCGCAAAUUUUUACUGAGUUGUCAGUCCAAGUAUGGUGGAUUCAGUAAAUUCCCCGGACAAUUACCGGAUCUGUAUCAUUCGUACUACGGUUACACGGCUUUCAGCCUCUUGGAAGAACCGAGCUUGAGUCCUCUAUGUCCUGAGCUAGGGCUACCUCUUCUUGCAGCCUCGGGGAUUUGAUUUUUUGAUUGCCUCAAAGUCACACGUUCUUCUAUCACCACACUGUAACAUUUAUUUCAAGUUUUCAACAUUGCGUAAGGCUCACUCUGUUUCAGCAGUUAGCUGGAAUAUUCAAUUA